GGCGGGAAGGGCAGCCCCGGCCGCCCGCACUAUGCCCCGCCGAGGGGGGCUGCCGGCCCCCGCCGCCGCCCGCCGGCCCCCCCCGCUCCUCCGCCUCCUCCUCCGCCUCCUCCUCCUGGCCGCCCCGCUGCAGCCCGGCAGAGGUAAGGGCCCCCGAGCCGCGGCCGCGCGUUGGGACGAGGAGUUAACUUUCUUUUGCUUUGCUUUCCUUUGCUUUGCUUUGCUUUGCGUUCCCCUCCGCCGGCCGGCUUCAUCAACCCCGCUUCCAUGUCUGCCCGGUGCGUGCCCCUGCGGCGGGGCUGUGCCCGCAUCCCUGUGCGGAGGUCUCCGUCGGAGCCCCUCCCGGUGGUGCUGCUGGCGCCGGUCCUCCGCGGGACCCCGAGCUCCUCGAGUCCCGUUCUGCCUCUGGAAUCUCACCGGGGCACCGCGGAACGGGUUGAGUUGGACCUGAUCCCGUCGAGCCUGGCCCUGGGCACCUCCAGGGAUGGGGCAUCACCAGCAUAAGUAAAGCGAUCCUUUCCUCGUACAUAGCUGGGUGAAGCAUAGAGCAUAUCGCUUUUCUCCUCCCCAGCAAGCUACUGCAUUCAUCCCGCAGUUUGGAGGAGCUGCCCGGACAGGGUUUUCUUGCAAAACAGGUUUAAAAUGCGGUCUGAUUGCCCGGAGCAUCUUCACGAGUAAAACUGUGGUGUACCUUUCGCGAGGGAUUCCCAUCUCGCUCUGCAUCGUUGGUGUUAUGUAUUAAAAUCUCAGCAGCCCGCUGGGAAGCGCUGCCUUCCCCGGCUCAGUGGGGCUGCUGUGGCUCUGUCUGAGGGCAGGAUGGGUCCAGAGAUGCUGUCUGAGCCUGCUGGGUCCUUCUGUACAAUGCAGUUGAGGUUUAGGAGCUCGUGGCAUCAGGGCAGAUGUAUACACGGAGUGCAGCUUGGCAGUACAGGGGGUGGAUUUAUCAUCCUCCGGAGAAAUCCCAGCUAAAUCCUGGGUGGAAUUUUUUGCAUUGCGUGAAGUUCAGUGGAAAGGAGUGGCUUUGUUAAUGUGGUGGAGGGAGCUGAGUUUCUUCUCCUUGCCCGGUGGACGAGCACAGGCAUCCUCAGGUCCUUCCUUUGCCUGGUUCAGUGUGAUCCAGCAUGAAAUUCUGCACCGAACUGGGUGCAGCAAAGAUCAUCACUGGGAAAGCACUGUGCCUUUGUGCUCCAGCUCAGAAAGAUCAGCUUGCACCCCCAGUCCAGCAGCUUAACAGAGCUGAAUUUUCACAACAGUGCUGGAAAUGUUUUGGUUUUGCUCCCAAGUAGGGAAAAGACCCCCAACAAAUACCCCUGGAGGAAUGUUCCACGGAGCGCUGCGCCACGGCUGGCCUUUGGUUGUGGCACCCAAUGGACCGGAGGAGACCUCGGUUUUCAUUCAGACAUCGCUGUGGCCAAGUAAACAUUCUGAAACCCAUCAGUCAGGAACAGAGAUAAAUGCUGUCCUAUUUCCAGGCGGAUGGGCAGGGAAGCCUGCUGGGUAGCUGGGGUGCAGGGAUUGGCUUCAGAGAGGGGUUUUGGAAAGGCUUUAGUCAGUGCUGGAAGCCAUUGCAGCUGUAGGGCUCGGAAGUGUGAGUGUUAAUCUCCCUGCACGCUGUAACUGCUGAACAAGCCGCCUUUUGCUUUCUGUUACAUCUUUAUACUUAGUGCCCAGGAGCUGAAACACAACUUCUCAAUGUGAACGAGGAAUGAGACACAUGGGUCUCAACCUGUGCACGAGUGGAAGCGCCUCAUCCUGCGAAGAGUGUCUCCUCAUCCAUCCCAAAUGUGCGUGGUGCUCCAAAGAGGAGUUCGGCAGCACGAAGUCCGUCCCAUCGCGGUGCGACUUCCUGAAGAACCUCAUUGCCAACGGUUGCGCCGGAGCCAUCGAGAACCCGCGCAGCAGCAGCAGCGUGGUGAAGAACGUCCCCUUGAGCAGCAAGGGCUCUGGGCAGACCCACCUGGAUGUCACACAGAUCACCCCGCAGAAGGUCGCCCUGAGUCUUCGUCCCGGUGACCGGACUUCCUUCCGAGUUCAGGUCCGGCAAGUGGAGGACUAUCCCGUGGACCUGUACUACCUGAUGGAUCUCUCCCUGUCCAUGAACGACGACCUGGACAAUAUUCGCAAUCUGGGGACCAAGCUGGCUGAAGAGAUGCGAAAGCUCACUAGCAAUUUCCGGCUGGGUUUUGGCUCUUUUGUGGACAAAAACAUUUCUCCUUUCUCCUACACGGCACCGAGAUACCAAAACAAUCCCUGCAUUGGCUAUAAGCUGUUCCCAAGCUGCGUCCCCUCCUUUGGUUUCCGCCACCUCUUGUCCCUGACGGACAAAGUCGACCGUUUUAAUGAAGAAGUGCAGAAGCAGAAGGUGUCCCGGAACAGGGAUGCCCCAGAGGGCGGUUUCGAUGCAAUUUUGCAGGCUGCUGUGUGCAAGGAGAAGAUCGGCUGGCGAAAGGAGGCAUCCCACCUGCUGGUCUUCACCACAGACGAUGUGCCCCACAUAGCUCUGGAUGGGAAGCUGGGGGGCCUGGUGCAGCCCCAUGAUGGCCAGUGCCACCUGAACGAGGCCAAUGAGUACAGCGCGUCCAGCCAGCUGGAUUACCCUUCCCUGGCACUCCUUGGGGAGAAACUGGCUGAAAACAACAUCCACCUGAUAUUCGCUGUUACAAAAAGCCACUAUGUCCUGUACAAGAACUUCACUGCUUUGAUUCCUGGGACCACAGUGGAGAUUUUGCAUAAGGACUCCAAGAAUAUCAUCGAGCUGAUCGUCAAGGCCUACAACAGCAUUCGGUCCAAAGUAGAACUCACUGUCUGGGACAGCCCUGAGGACAUUGGCUUGACCUUCACUGCCACCUGCCAGGAUGGAUUGUCCUAUCCUGGGCUCAGAAAAUGUGGAGAUCUCAAGAUAGGAGAUACGGUUUCCUUCGAGGUGUCGGUGGAGGCCCGCAGCUGCCCGGCUGAGGACACUUCCCACGUCUUCACCAUCAAGCCAGCCGGCUUCCGUGACACACUGGAGGUGACUGUCACCUACAACUGCCUGUGUGGCUGCACCGGCCUCGCGGAGCCAGCCAGCGGCAAGUGCAGCGGCAAUGGGACCUAUGCCUGCGGGCUGUGCGAGUGCGAUGCCGGCUACCUGGGGGCCCGCUGUGAAUGUGAGGAGGGGGCCGGCGGGGAGACCCAGCCCGGGCUGUGCCGUGAGGUGGAGGGAAAGCCCGUCUGCAGCGGGCGGGGGGAAUGCAGCUGUAACCAGUGCGUCUGCUAUGAGAGCGAGUUCGGGAACAUCUACGGGCCCUUCUGCGAGUGUGAUGACUUCUCCUGCGCUCGAUACAAGGGAGUCCUCUGCUCAGGCCAUGGAGAGUGUCACUGUGGGGAGUGCAAGUGCCACACAGGCUACAUCGGGGACAACUGCAACUGUUCCACCGAGACCGCCGGCUGUGUCUCCAGCGAUGGGCAGAUGUGCAGCGGCCGCGGCAACUGCAUCUGUGGGAGGUGCCAGUGCACCGAGCCCGGGGCGUUUGGGGAGACCUGUGAGAAGUGUCCCACCUGCCCAGGGGUCUGCAGCACCAAAAGGGACUGCAUUGAAUGCAAGCUGUUUAACUCAGGAAGACUGGAUAACCAAACCUGCCAAAAGCACUGCAAGGAUGAGCUCAUCACCACCGUGGAUGUUCUCAAAACGGAUGACCCCAAUGCGAUCCUAUGUGCCUACCCAGUGAACAACUGCGUCAUGAAGUUCACCUACUCAGAGCUCGCCAGUGGGAAGUCCAACCUCACCGUCCUCAAGGAGCCAGCAUGCAGCUCAGCCCCCAGUGCCGUGACCAUUGUGCUGGCUGUCAUUGGCAGCGUGGUGCUGAUUGGCACCAUCCUGCUGGGGCUCUGGAAGCUGCUCGUCACCAUUCACGACAGGAGGGAGUUCGACCGAUUCCAGAGCGAACGUACGCGGGCGAGAUACGAAAUGGCAUCCAAUCCUCUCUACCGAAAGCCCAUUUCUACGCAUAACGUAGAGUUCACAUUCAACAAGCUCAACAAAUCUUACAACGGUACAGUUGACUGAUCAGGUCUCAGCACAUGGGACCGCAGUGGACAAUUGCUUGACUGUAUUUGCUGCUUCUCGACUUGAAGAUGGGAUCCUCUUCAGGGGAGAGAAUAGUUUACAACAGGACUGGUCGAUGACGCGAGCCUGUUAUUUGCACAGUAAGGAGAAAAGCAGCAUGUGUGCUGUCUGAUUUCGGACGUGCCGAUGCCAUGGCAGGCUCACCAGUUGUGCUCGUGGAUUCCGAGCCCUGUGACACCACAGCCCCAGGUUUCUGGAACUAUGAAACCUGCCAACGAAGAGAACCAAGUGCCACAUUGCAGCUUUAGACAUAUCCCAUCCCACUAGAAAGGGUGAGUAGGCCAAAAUGAGGGGAAGCCACGGCAUUGCAAGUUGGGAGGGGGGAAUUAGCUUAAAAAGAGGAGGGUGUUGGAAGCAUCUGUGUAAGAAAUUAGGAUACAAGAGUUCUGCAGUCUUUAGAAUUUUUUUUUAUAUAAAAACAAAAUAAAACUAUUGUGCAUA
Messenger RNA from Gallus gallus (chicken), 4546 nucleotides. RefSeq names its product integrin subunit beta 5 (gene ITGB5). NCBI's taxonomy places the organism in Eukaryota, Metazoa, Chordata, Aves, Galliformes, Phasianidae. Gene Ontology annotation, molecular function: integrin binding. Gene Ontology annotation, cellular component: integrin complex; focal adhesion; cell surface. Bases 1706 to 4045 code for a protein of 779 amino acids. The transcript is spliced from 15 exons. The record is from RefSeq and is a predicted model, not a curated record. Gene Ontology annotation, biological process: cell adhesion mediated by integrin; integrin-mediated signaling pathway; cell-matrix adhesion.